This is a messenger RNA of Alnus glutinosa, 1196 nucleotides long. RefSeq names its product bidirectional sugar transporter SWEET14-like. Gene Ontology annotation, cellular component: membrane. Gene Ontology annotation, biological process: carbohydrate transport. The transcript is spliced from 6 exons. NCBI's taxonomy places the organism in Eukaryota, Viridiplantae, Streptophyta, Magnoliopsida, Fagales, Betulaceae. Gene Ontology annotation, molecular function: sugar transmembrane transporter activity. Bases 92 to 928 code for a protein of 278 amino acids. The record is from RefSeq and is a predicted model, not a curated record.
CCUUGUGCCAUUGAGUGAUAUGAGAUAGCUAAGGGGUUCACUUGAAAACACUGCUUUAGCUAGAGAGAGAGAGUUGAAGAGAGUUGCAGAAAUGGCCUUUCACCAGUCAUGGGCUUUUGCAUUUGGCCUUCUAGGCAACAUCAUCUCGUUUAUGGUCUACCUUGCUCCACUGCCAACAUUCUAUCAGAUAUAUAAGAAGAAAUCUACAGAAGGUUUUCAGUCACUUCCUUAUGUGAUUGCACUCUUCAGUUCAAUGCUGUGGAUCUACUAUGCGAUGCUUAAGAAGGAUGCAAAUCUUCUUAUCACCAUAAACUCGGUUGGCUGCGUAAUUGAGUCCAUCUACAUUGUUCUCUUCUUAUUUUAUGCAACCAAGAAGGCCAGGAUCCUGACUGUGAAGCUUGUUCUACUGUUGAAUAUUUUUGGGUUCGGCCUUAUGCUUCUCCUCACUCUCUACCUAGCAAAAGGCACAAAACGUGUCCAGAUUCUUGGAUGGAUUUGUUUGGUAUUUAACCUUAGUGUGUUUGCUGCCCCUCUAUGUAUCUUGAGACAAGUCAUAAGAACGAAAAGCGUCGAGUACAUGCCAUUUCCUCUGUCUUUCUUCCUAACCUUGGGCGCAGUGACGUGGUUCUUUUAUGGCCUUUUUCUCAAGGACUAUUAUAUUGCUCUUCCAAAUACAGUGGGGUUUCUCUUUGGCAUUGUUCAGAUGCUGCUCUAUAUAGUAUACAUGAACGCCAAGAAGGUUCUGGAGGAGCCGAAGCUACAUGUACCUGAGCACAUCAUUGAUGCAGUCAAGCUUACCACACAGCUUGUGUGUCCGGAACUAACUUCUGUGCUUCCACUUUCAAAUGGGAACGGAAAUGACGCAGUUGGAAAUCAAAUUGACAAGGAAAAGGCACAAGAAUCCAAGACAGCCAUCGAUGAUCAUUAGUACUCGGCUAAAGCUUAAUUAACCAUUGAUCAAGAUCGAGGACGUACGUGGUGGUUUUUAAUUUGUUUGUGUUUAUGUGAAGUUCGGUUUGCAUGUUACUGUACUACUCAAGGGGUUAAUUAGUCAUUUAGUCUGCCUCUCUCUUAAUUAGCAUGUCCCAGGUCUCUCAAGAUCCUAGUGCUUCUCUCUCUCUCUCUCUCUCUCCAGCUAUCUCCAUGUAAUUGAAGUGUCCCCAUCAUAUUAUUGCAAAAAGCUUUCUUAUUUUUCA